AUGUGUGUCAUCUGCUUUGUGAAGGCGCUGGUGCAUGUGUUCAAGAUCUACCUGACAGCAAACUAUAGCUACAACUUCCGCAGCUGGCCAGUGGACUUUCGCUGGGAUGAUGUGCGUGAAGCUAGCGCUGGUGGCAGUAGCCAUCGUGCACUGACAUGCGCGGCAGCUGCUGCCGGAGUGUGGCUGUUGCAUGACGCAGCGCUGGGCGGGGACACACCUGGGCGACUACCACGUGGGGCUCGCAGUCAGGUGCAGUGCCUCCUGCAGCAGAUCCGUGAACUGCCCAGCCAGCUCGCCAGCUAUGCACUGGCUCACUCUCUAGGCCGCUGGCUGGUGUAUCCUGGAUCCAUGUUCCUGAUGACGCGCGCGCUGCUGCCGCUGCUACAGCAGGGCCAAGAGCGCCUGGUAGAGCGCUACCGAGGCCGGCGAGCCAAGCUGGUGGCCUGUGAUGGCAAUGAGAUUGACACCAUGUUUAUGGACCGCAGGCAGCACCCCGGCAGCCACGGCCGUGGCCUGCGCCUGGUCAUCUGCUGUGAAGGCAAUGCUGGCUUCUAUGAGAUGGGCUGUCUCUCUGCACCACUUGAGGCUGGAUACUCAGUCCUGGGCUGGAACCACCCGGGCUUCGGGGGCAGCACAGGUGCGCCUUUCCCUCAGCAUGACGCCAAUGCUAUGGAUGUGGUGGUCAAGUACGCACUGCACCGCCUCCACUUCCCCCCGGCCCGUGUGGUCGUCUACGGGUGGUCUAUCGGAGGCUUCACAGCCACAUGGGCCACCAUGACUUACCCAGAGCUAGGUGCACUGGUGCUGGAUGCCACUUUUGAUGACCUUGUACCACUUGCUUUGAAGGUCAUGCCCCACAGUUGGAAGGGGCUAGUGGUGCGCACAGUGCGGGAGCACUUUAACCUCAAUGUCGCCGAGCAGCUGUGCUGCUACCCAGGGCCCGUGCUGCUGCUCCGGCGUACACAAGAUGACGUGGUCAGCACCUCAGACCACCUGCCCACCCUACCAUCUGGUGAUGUGGAAGGUGAUGUGGAGGGCAACCGGGGCAAUGAGCUGCUGCUACAGCUGCUGCAGCACCGAUACCCAUCAGUGAUGGCCCGAGAGGGCCGCACCAUUGUGACCCGCUGGCUACGUGCCAGCAGCCUGGCACAGGAGGCCGCCUUCUAUGCCCGCUACAGGGUAGACGACGAGUGGUGCCUGGCAAUGCUGCGCUCUUACCGUGAACGUUGCCAGAAGGAGCUGGAGGGUGUGGAGGCUUGGGGACCGCAUGGACCCACUUUCCCAUGGCUUGUGGGCCGGGGCCUGAGUCGCCGGCGGCGACGACAGCUGGCACUGUUCCUGGCCCGCAAACACCUCAAGAAUGUGGAGGCAACUCACUGCAGCCCACUAGAACCGGAGGACUUCCAGCUGCCCUGGGGGCUGUCCCCAUGUAGUUAA
Messenger RNA from Perognathus longimembris pacificus (Pacific pocket mouse), 1437 nucleotides. RefSeq names its product abhydrolase domain containing 16B (gene Abhd16b). Gene Ontology annotation, biological process: monoacylglycerol catabolic process; phosphatidylserine catabolic process. Bases 1 to 1437 code for a protein of 478 amino acids. The record is from RefSeq and is a predicted model, not a curated record. Gene Ontology annotation, molecular function: monoacylglycerol lipase activity; glycerophospholipase activity. Gene Ontology annotation, cellular component: endomembrane system. Lineage: Eukaryota; Metazoa; Chordata; Mammalia; Rodentia; Heteromyidae. The transcript has a single exon.